AUGCACACGCAAUACCUGGAGAUGGUAUUAUUUCUGGAUUGAAAGAAAUUGGAUUACCUUUAAAUCGAGGAUUGUUACUUCUCGCAGAGAUGUCUUCAAAAGGAAAUUUGGCUACAGGGGCUUAUACAGAAGCCACAAUUGAAAUGGCUAAAAGGCAUAAAGAUUUUGUGAUCGGGUUUAUUUCUGGAACAAAAUAUAAUUCUUGUGAAGAAUUAAUUGUUAUGACGCCAGGAGUUUCUUUAGAUAAUUCUAAUGAUGAUUUAGGACAACAAUAUAAACAACCUAGAAAUGUCAUUGAAAAUGGUAGUGAUAUUAUUAUUGUAGGGCGUGGAAUUUAUGGAAAAGGUAAAGAUCCGGUCGUAGAAGCACAGCGAUACAAAAAUGCUGGAUGGGAAGCAUAUUUAGAAAAAUUAGAAAACUAA
Molecule: messenger RNA, 422 nt
Organism: Racocetra fulgida
Lineage: Eukaryota; Fungi; Glomeromycota; Glomeromycetes; Diversisporales; Gigasporaceae
Source: the annotation of a GenBank genome assembly